AUGUAUCACCAAAGAACUUCUCUUAGUACAACAACUACUAAUAAUUCAUUAACUCAAUCACGUACAAAUUCGCCUUUAACAGCACGACGUACACUUCCAUCAUCAGCUCGUUUUUUUUCACAACAACAAAGACAACAACAACAUCAUAUACAAAGUGAUCAAGAUGCUGUCCAACCGUAUUCAUCAGAUUUUGACGUUUUCGAAUCGAAUUCCUAUCAUCGAAAUGUUUCUUCAAGAAUUACAGCUUCCGAUCCUGAUUAUAUUUCAUCAUCACCAUCAACUAAACGAAAACACGCUGAAUCUUCACUUGAUUAUGGAAAGCAAAUUGAUGAUAUUAGCAAUUAUUUGAAAACUGUUAUGAAACAACAAGAACUUAUUGUUGAUGAUCUUCAGUCACUUCGUAAAAGUAAUAAAAAACUUCAAGAAAUGACGGUUGUAUUAAUUCAUGCAAAUCAACUUGAACAAGUAUCAGCUAAAAAACCAAUUGAAUUACCAAUCUACAAAUACAAAGAAAAAAAUCUCUUUGACUCAAUAUCUCCUGAUUUAUCAAUAACUGGCAUUCAUUGUAAAUUAAUUCGUAAGCUGUAUUCAGAAGAAGAAAUAAUUAAUGGUGAAGCAAAACAUGAAGAAGAUGAACGAUUUGAUGUUGUAAAAGCCAUGGUUGCUGCUUUUUUUGAAAACAAACCAGAAAAAUUUGACUCUUAUUGGAAACAUGUUGGUAGUAAACAUGUUGGUGGACAAAAACGGGCUGCUCGAAGUCGAAGUAAAAAAGCUCGGCGAAAUCAAGAUGAAUCUGAUCAAAUGGCUGCUCCUGUCAUGGCUAACAUAAACAGUGAAUUAAACAAUCAAAAUAAAUUGAAUUAUGAACAUUAUGAUGAUGAUGAUUAG
Messenger RNA from Rotaria sp. Silwood2, 888 nucleotides. The record is from the annotation of a GenBank genome assembly. NCBI's taxonomy places the organism in Eukaryota, Metazoa, Rotifera, Eurotatoria, Philodinida, Philodinidae.